Manduca sexta (tobacco hornworm) is the source of this 17885-nucleotide messenger RNA. RefSeq names its product histone-lysine N-methyltransferase 2C. The record is from RefSeq and is a predicted model, not a curated record. Gene Ontology annotation, cellular component: MLL3/4 complex; nucleus. Gene Ontology annotation, molecular function: transcription coactivator activity; histone H3K4 methyltransferase activity; histone binding. Lineage: Eukaryota; Metazoa; Arthropoda; Insecta; Lepidoptera; Sphingidae. Gene Ontology annotation, biological process: positive regulation of transcription by RNA polymerase II.
AGAUAAUGCGUGCAACACUAACUAAAGUGCGCUUCGUUUCGUUCGCAUUUUGCGAGUCGUAUUUUUCGUGUUUUUAUGUUUUCAAUGUAAUUAAAAUAGGAAAAUGAUUUUGUUUCGCACGUUUGAUUUUUCAUAUUAGAUUUGAUAAGUUUAGAGUCCAUCGCAAGCUUUUGCGAUGGACGUACCGGACGAUAGUGUGUUGGACGUGGACUUGCUAGCUGAUGAUGGCUCCGAGGAAGAUGGUGAAGCCCCGCCGACGUCAGAUUUCUAUGCGGGCCCGGGGUCCACGCCGACGUCGUGUGCUUCGUCUCCUCGCGGCGAAGAGCCUGCCUCUCCACACGGCGGCCUGGUGCAGCCUACCUUCUUCCACCAUCAGUCCUACACUCGGCCGUUCUUUACUUCUGGCCGACGAGGCCCAGGACGACCGAGAAAAGAAGGGCCAAAAUUGUCUCGAGAAGGCAAAAAUGUCCGGAGGUACAGAGGCAAUCCUGGUUCGCUCAGAGGGGCAAAGAGGCACCGAGGCAGUCGUGACGAUGCUCAGGAAGACAUGAUGGAUGAGGACGACUUUACUAUUCCACCAGUGCCUGAAGAACCACCUUAUAUGCCUGAAAAAUGGCCGGGGAAAGUGUGCGCGCUGUGCAACCUCGGCGAGCGCAGUCAGCUAGGCCAGGGUGAGAUGCGCCAGAUCAUGUGCACGCUGAUUGAAGCCGAUGGCAGCACCACUCCCGGAGUGUCCAACUCAGGAGGCGCCACGCCCACUAGUGUCGCGACACCAACGAGCACGCCCACGACACCCGUGACGCCAGGCCUAGUCUCCCCUCCUCCGGAGCUGGUCGAUUCUAACCAACAUCCGCUUGGAUUACCAUUGAGCAGGCGUCAGAAAGCUUUUAAUAAGUGCAAAACACCGCUAUACAAUAUGGAGCAUACAGACGAGCUGUCCAUCAUUGGUCACACGGAGCUGUUGGAGUUGGCCGCGGUUGUGUCGUCAGGCGCCUUCUACGCACACCGCGGCUGCCUGGAGUUCAGCCCGCCCUUCAACACCACUGAAGAGGACAAGGAAACCGAGGAGGCACGACUGAAGGGGAUCGUGUCCGCCGCGCUGGCGAAAAAAUGUGCCUUUUGUUUGAGACAUGGUGCCAGUGUUCCUUGUAAGAUGAGUUGCAAUAAGUACUUCCAUUUACCUUGUGUCCUUGCGUCGGGCGGUUUCAUGGACUUCCAAUCCAAGUCAUCGUUUUGUAAGGACCAUGUGUAUCAAGUACCAGUAGUAUGUUCAGCAGAAAUAGAUUGUAGGACUUGUCGGACCAUUGGUGAUAUUACCAACCUCAUGACGUGCGUGACGUGCGGCACGCAUUACCACGGCACCUGCGUCGGACUCGCGCAAUUACCAGGUGUGCGCGCGGGCUGGGCGUGUCGCGCGUGCCGCGUGUGCCAGGUGUGUCGCGAGGCCGCGCCGCCCGGCGACGCGCGCGCCGUCGCCUGCGACCACUGCGACAAGCUCUACCACGCCGCCUGUCUGCGCCCGCUCAUGGCCACCGUGCCCAAGUACGGGUGGAAGUGCAAGUGUUGCCGCGUGUGCUCGGACUGCGGCUCGCGGUCGCCGGGCGCGGGCCCGUCGUCGCGCUGGCACGCGCACUACACGGUGUGCGACUCGUGCUACCAGCAGCGCAACAAGGGCUCGUGCUGCCCGCUGUGCCGCCGCGCCUACCGCGCCGCCGCUUACCGCGACAUGAUACGGUGCAUACUGUGCAAGAGAUACGUCCACGGCACGUGUGAUCCGGACGCAGAACCACAACAGUAUCGGAAGAACAAAGAACAAAACCCUACAUAUGAAUACAAUUGUCCAAUCUGCAAGAGUCAGAUGCCACUUACUGGCUCCAAGCCUGGAUCUUUUGAAGAGGAUAGCAUGGCGUCCGCCUCCCAAGACUCGUCAUUUGGCGAUGAAAAUUCACAAGAACAAGAUCCUUUGGCGCUUGAACCAAAACCUGAUGUUGGUCUUGGUAAGGGCAAACCCUACAGCGUAUCAUCAAAAGUCGCCAAGAAAAAGAUUGGUGGCUAUAAACUUAAAGGCGGAUUUCCACCUGCGGGUAAACUGGGCUUCCAAAAACGACAGAGGUCCGUUUUAGACUUUGGACGUAAGAGGGGCUCUAAGCCCAAGAUGAGGGGAGUUUUCGGAGUGCCAGGAUUGGGUCUUCAAAGACCGCAAGCUCCUGAUAAUAAAACAUCUGAAGAUGAUCCAGGUGUCGAGAAUAAGUUAGUUCUGUGCUCUAGUAAAGACAAGUUUGUGUUGACGCAAGACUUGUGCGUUAUGUGCGGUGCGGUCGGGACAGAUUCCGAGGGAUGCCUCAUCGCCUGUGCGCAGUGCGGACAGACUUACCAUCCUUACUGUGUCAAUAUCAAGGUGUCGCAAGUGAUAGUUCAGUUGGGAUGGCGGUGCCUGGACUGCACGGUGUGCGAGGGAUGCGGCAACCGCGGCGACGACACGCUGCUGCUGCUGUGCGACGACUGCGACACCACGUGGCACACGUACUGCGCGCGGCCGCCGCUGGGCGAGGUGCCGCGCGGCGCGUGGCGCUGCGAGCGCUGUCGCCGCUGCCUCGUGUGCGGCACGCGCGACACGCUCGCCUGGUGCGACAACUACACGGAAUGUGCUCCAUGUGCUUCGUUGGUGAUGUGCUGUAUUUGUUCGGAGCCCUACUCGGAUGGGGAAUUGAUUAUCCAAUGCGAAACAUGCAGCAGAUGGCUGCACGCCUCGUGUGACUCGAUACGCAAUGAAAACGAUGCGGAGUUAUGUUGUCGAGCAGGGUACAAAUGCGUAUCGUGCCGCGGGCGCGACAUCCCGCCGCCGCACGUGGCGCGCGCGCUGACUGCGAGCGCGGGCUCCGGGGGCGCGGCGGGCGCGGGCGCGGCGGGCGGGGCGGCGGGUGCGCGUGCGCCGCCGCGCCCCACGGCGCAGUCGCUGGGGCUGGCGGGCGAGUACUACGUGGACGACGUGUGUCUGUCGCAGCGCGGCGCACACCACAUGAAGCAGCUCGAGGCGGAGCUCGGCAUCACGCACACGAGACGCAAGCGACGGUUCAAGAACGAAAACACUGACAAGGAUGCCGAAAUAAUGGCAUCUAUUGAAACAGUGGUUCAGAACGCCGACGUCGAGAUGGGCGACGACUCCAAGCCUGACAGCACUGCUGAAGUUAAGGAUGAGCCGGGUUUAGCGACUAAUACGAACUUCAAGGAAGGCACACUGUGGAACGUGGUGACAGAUGGUCCGCCACCUGAAGGUUUCACAGUGUACACCACCGACUCAGGGCUCACGGUGCUCCGUAGAAAGAGACAGAGAAACCUCAACAAACUCGGCAUAGGCGGGUUCGUUGUGCGACAGAGACAAACGACUGCUAAGGCGCAAGCUGAUGACGAAAAAGAUGGAGAUGGGUCGACAGUUUCUUCAGAAUCGCCAAGUAACAAACGCAAGCCGAGAAGAAAACCUCGUUCGAAGUUGAUGGAACAAUUUCCUCCAUACAUGCAAGAAGCUUUCUUCGGUAAAGACCUUCUGGAACCAUCUAAACCUGUUGUUAGUUCCACUGGCAACCCAGCCGAGAGUCCAGGGGGAACGUUAAGACCCAGCACGCCAGAAGGUUACAGGGAACUAAGAGACUUCAAACUGGACAUCGAGAACUCGGACAGCGACGGCGAAGACGUGUUGGCUUCACUCACCACUUUCAACGACCAUGACGUGUCUGUUGUCAUCACUUUGAACACGGAGGAAAUCGAAGUACUACACACAUUGAAACCAAAGGAUGAGAAAGAGGACUCAUCUACUGUAAGUAAUGUGGACGGCAGCGUCAAAGUCAAGACGGAAGCAGAAGACGGACAGCUGAAACACACUGAGGAUUCGACUGCGUUGAAAAACGCUAUUUUAGGACCUCAACCGCCCGAAGCUGAGCAGCCACCUACAGUCGCUACAGAAAGCAUUUCUACAAUGCACACUACAAAGACUGAGCCCAUAAGUAGCGAAACCGGCGGAUCAUCUCAAGCGUCAACGAUAUCGCCCAAAGACGAUUUGUCUCUGUUGGGAGUGAACUUGGACGCCAUGGUGCGCGACACGCUGCCCGACAUGGACGGGAACGACGUCGACGAGAUCUUCAAAGGCGUGCUCACGGACGACUCGCAGGAAUCUCAGGAAUCUUCUGUGUCGUAUGUCAACUCAAUGUCGCAGUUCUCACAACAGAGGCAACAAUUACAAAGUCCCAUGGAGUAUUCGUCACCUUAUCAAAAUGAAUUUGGCAGCAGCGGCAGCGCGAUGAGUCCGCUGUUCCCGGAGGUGGGCGCGUGGAGCGAGCCGGCCGCCGCGCCGCCGCCCUCCUACAACCAGCGCAGCGCCGAGAAGAUGCGCGCCGACGAGAGUUUAGGAAUGGCAGCGACGAUAUCCGCCGUUCUUUACGCCAACACUAACCAUCCAGGGUGGAAGACUGAAUAUCCAAAUUGGGUGGACCGUUGUAAGCAGAUACUUAAAAAAUGGCGAGCUUUACCCUCCGAGCAAAAAGCUCCGUAUUUACAAAAAGCGCGAGACAACAGGAGUGCGAUACGAAUGAAGAAAGCUCAACAGAGUUCGAGCGGAACGACCGGCGCCGGCGGAGCCGCGCCCACCACCGGAGAGGCGGAGCCCAUCGCGCCCGGCGGCACUAGCGCGCCCACCACGCCCGCGCCCCCCGCGCCCAGCGCGCCGGCCGCAGCGGGCGCGCCGGGGGCGCCGGGCGCAGGCGCGGCGGGGGCGGCGGGGGCCGGCGCGCACGCGCCCGGGGAGCAGGAGCGCGCGUGCGGCCAGCAGCGCAGCGCGCGCGAGGCCGAGCAGGAGCGCCAGUGGAAGCACCUGCAGCAGCAGCGCCAGCAGCAGACGCAGCAGCAGCAGCAGAUCAUACACGACCAGAGGAUGCAAGGUGUGCCCUCGGCAGCGGCGAUGCAGCGCCUGCGCGGCGCGGAGGGGGGCUCGUCCCCCGCCGCCGCGCCUCCCCCCGCGCCCUCGCCCGCCGCGCCGCCGCCCGCCGGCCCCGGGCCCGCAGCGCCGCCGCCCGCCGAGGCGCCCCGCAGCGCCUUCCCCGCGCAGCGCUUCCUGCACUACGGCACCAGUGAUGACAUCAACCGGCAGCUGCGAGACCUGCUCCAGCGACACCCAGAGAAGAUGUGGCCACCGCAACCUAUCUGCGGGGUCUGUGGUAACCAACGAUUGUGUACAGAGAGUAAUAAUGAGGACGGGCCGGGCGCAGGCACAGGGCCCGGCGGCGCGGCGGCCGCGGGCGGUGCGGGCGAGGCGGAGGGGGCGGAGGGCCAGCCGUUCCGCCACCCGCUGCCGGUAGCGCUGCGCCCGCGCGCACCACAGCCGCCCCGUGGGCCCGAACACUUUAUAAUGCAACACAGAAUAGUGGCCGCCGACAAUAAUCAAAUGCAACAUCAGAAUAUGAACAACCCGGCUGCUCAACGUGUUAUGGAGCAGAAACAAUCUGUUAUAUCACAAUCGAAUGCUCCCAACAAUGAACCUAAGCAAGAGCCUAACCAAGAACAUGGCAAUGAUGAAAUGGACAUGGGAGAUAUGGACAAGUUGGAGCAAGAUCCUGGCAAUAUUGGAGAGGUGGGCGACAUCCUCGGCGGUCUGGGCGGCGAGGAUGACGAGGAGUUGCUGGAGUCGUUGACAGCUGAAAUAGGCGAGCAGUUCAACAUCCUGGAGUACGCGGACCCGGAGCUGGCCGCCCUCAACGACGCUGGGCAUCUCCUCGACGGACUCGAGCUGGAUGACAUGCCGGACAAACAUCACAAUGUCAAGCGUGAUCACUCGGAUGGUCAAAAACCAGACAAGAACAUUGAUAUGACUAAGACAGAGGUGAAAUCCGAAGUUGAGGACACGAAGCCCGACACGCAAGAGAUCAAGGUGGAACCGCCGCCGACGCCCGGCAUGGGGCAGAUGUUCAACGACGGCGUGCAGAGAGUCAUCACGCAGAACCAACAGAUGGCGUUGCAGUCGGCAAUGCAAGCUAUCAAGUCUGAAGUGAAGCUCGAGAAUGAGGAGAAACCGCAGAGACCUCCGUUCCAACCGAUGUUCGCGAACGCACAGCAAAGAUUGAUUCAUCCGCAGCAACAAACGAUAGUACAGCGCCCACCUCAGUUCGGUCAACAAGGACAACCUGUGAUGAGCCAGCAAGUAGUGCCACGCCCGCAAGUACAAUACUCGGGAGGACAACAAAUGCAUUUUACGCAGGGUGGCGUGAACACGCAGAGCAUUGUGAACGCGAUGACGGCGCAAGUGAACGCGGCUUUAGCCGCGGGGAGGUGCAUCGCGCCGGGCACGCGCCUCGUCGGCGCGGACGGCGCCGUGGGCGUCGUGCGCGAGGACCGCACCGUCGCGCUCAAGCACCUGCCCUACACCGCGACGGUAGGUGUGCCGGGCGCGGGCGGCGCGGGGUCGCGCGCGCCGCCGCCGCCGCCGUACCCGGGCACGCUGCGCGCGCCGCAGCCGCCGCCGCCGCCCUACCCUCAGGCGCCCUAUGAGGCGGACGCGUGGGCGGACUGGCUGCAUCGCCGCCCGCUGCUGCUGCAGAACAUAAACCAGGAGCAACCGUUGCUUCUCGAGGAGCUCCUGGAGCAGGAGAAGCGCGAGCAGGAGCGCGAGGUGGAGUGGGGCCCGGGCGGCGGCGCGGGCGGCGCGGGCGGCCCCGGCGCGGCGCCGCCCCCGCGCCCGGCUCCCGCGCCUGCGCCCGCGCCGCCCGCCGUGCUGCUGUACGCGGGCGUGGCGCCGCCGCAGCCGCCCGCGCCGCCCGAGCGGCCCGCCGGCGAGCAGGACCUGCACGCGCGCCGCGUCUACGAGCAGUGGCUCAAGCAGUACAACGCGUUCGCCACCGAUCAGCAGCGCUACUACGAGGUCGAAGUCCAGAAGCUACGCAAAAUACGCAAGUCGCUGAAUAGCAAACAACGUCAACUACGAAAAUCGGGCAACGAAUUGAUGCCUAAUGACGCAGCGGAACUACAGCGAGUAUCCGCCGAGCAACAAGCAUUACAAAAGCACCUUGAAGCGGCCAGAAAACAAGCCAGGCAACACAGCAUGCUUAUUCAGGAAUAUGAAACUAAGCAUCGUCAGCAGAAUCCUCAGUUAGCCCAACAGACAAACAUCAAUCAACAACAAAUUACGACGAACCAAACGGUGUUUACUCCGAACCAAAACAUUGGCCAAACACAGCAGUUGCAACAACAAACAACUAUCAAUCGUCCGAUGCAGCUGGGCCUACAGGGCGCCAUACAGCAGCAGCAGACGCUCAUAAGGACUCAGCAGACCGUCCUCAGCACAGAUCAAUUAUCGCAGCAAAGAAUAGGGCUGGUCACAUCGCCACUCAAUACACAAGGACGGUUAUUGCAAGGCGGUCGUACUCUUGUGAUAGAGCAAGCGGGAGCACCUCAACAGCAGCUAGUGAGGCAACUUUCUGGACAGGAGAGAUCUCAGUCAGUUGGUGGAAUGGUACAAUUCGGACAACAGCAACUUGUAAGGAACCCAAUGCCGAGUGGCAGUCAGACGCCCCGGCCAACGGGAACGCGGCCUGCUAUGUCUCCACUGCACGUACAAUCUCCACAUUCCCAGUCGCCUCUACAUUCUUUAGCACCACAAUCACCGUUACAUCAUUUAACGUCUCCCAUGCAGUCUCCGCUGCACUCGCAGCAGUCUCCGUUGCAUCAUACAUCACAAUCGCCUUUGCAUCCGUCGACGCAGUCGCCACUCCAUACCCAACAGUCUCCACUACACUCACAACAGUCGCCGAUGCACGUGCAGCAGACAAAUCUACCCCAGCAAUCGCCGAUGCAUCCGCAGCAAUCGCCAAUGCAUCCCCAACAAUCACCGAUGCAUCCACAGCAGUCGCCGAUGCACCCGCAUCAAUCGCCGAUGCACCAACAGUCGCCGCUACAUCCGCAGCAACAGAUGUCUUCUCAACACUCGCCGAUGCAUCAGCAGAGUCCGAUGCAUUCGCAACAAUCGCCCAUGCAUGUGCAACAAUCGCCGAUGCAGUCGUCGAUGUCGCCACAAAAUUACUUGCAACAGUUGCAAGCGCAGAGAACUAGUCCACAGUUGCCGACGCCCAGUCGAAGCCCACAGAUUUACCAACAAUCGCAAAUUCAAAGCCCAGUUUCGUCGCAUUCACCGCAGUUACAAAAUUCUGAUUUCGCUGGAGGGAGAUUCCCUCGACCAGCGCCGGGAUGUUCUCCGCUCCCUACGCGGUUUGCUCGUCCCCCACAUCACCAACAAGGUAUGAGAGUGGGCGUACCUUUCGGAAAUAGACAACAGACAUCACCUCUGGGUAGUCCACAACCAUUGCCCUCCCCAGGGAAUCCAAAUAGUGAAAUGGCGCGUCAACAAAUGCUUCAAAGACAACAAUACAGUCCGAUGGGCGGAGCACCGGCGUCGCCAUCCAUCUCGAGGUCCCCUCACGUGGCCCGCACGCCUACGCCUUCUGCGUCUCCCGCAGCGUCCCCAUCACCAGCUCUUGACCACGGAGGAGGUCUACAUUCGCAUCACGCUGCUCCCAUACCUCCCGGUUAUCGUUACUUUAAGCCAGGUCUCUACGGCGGUGGACCGCCUGGCGGGUUUAGCUAUUACAAGCCGGGUCUGCGCGGCGGUGCGCCCACACCAGCCCCAACAGCUGAUGAGGAUUCGAUGCCUGAAACGUCGGAUGCAAGAAAUUAUGUUCUAUUUGCAUCGGAUAAUGUAGAAUAUGCAUCCGCGAGUCAUGAUGAUAAUGAUGAGGAAGAGCUUGAGCACCUCGAUGAUGAUGAUAUAGUACUAGUUGAACCGGGAGCAGUGUCCCCCGAAGAACGUAUAGCAACUGAAGAAGAUUUUGAAGAGCUCAUUGACAGCGGUAAACCAGAAGACGAGUUGGACGAUGAAGCCACACCCGACCGUUCCUCGACGCGAACGGAAACUACUACAAAAACAGUGGCCGUAAUCAGCCUAUCUACCGGCAAGCAACAACAAUACAAAAUUGUGAAUCCAUCUUCAAGCGCUGCGCUAUCGCGUUUAGCUGUUUUGUCGCCGCAUUCAAACACAAAAAUUUUAAAUGAAGUUUCUCAAGCGACAGUAGCUUCGGUCUCGAUCGCUAAUCAAACAAUAUCGGUUCCCGUUUUGAAAAACCUUUCUGUGCCAAUCGGUGGCGCUGGUGCAAAAACUCAAAUAAAGAAAAUGCCAAUAAAUAUCAACCCACCAUUGACAAUAAACGUAUCCACUCCUGCCUUUUCAAAACCCAUUAGUUCUGUGAUAAGUGUGAUAUCUAAUGUCCCUAAGGUUGCUAAUGUAAACCCGGUGAUAACGCUGGCUACGUCUAGUGCUGCCGCAGGACCUUCAAGGGUACCGGUGUCUAUUUUGACCCAGCAUCAAGUCAAACAGAAAAUAGUAAAGACAAUUGAGAAACCAAUGGCAUUGUCGCUUUCUAAUGCAAAACUAUCGAGUCUGUCAGUGACGCAUGAUGCCACGCUACCUGCAAAGAUAUUCCAAGAUGAUGCAGCAUCACCCGAUAGCACUAAUGCUGUGGAUAGCAGUUCAGAAAGAGAAUCUUUGUCGAAUUCAAUGAGUUCUGCAUCACAACAAUUAGUAAUGAACUCGCAAAUGGGCUCUCAGUCGCUACAAAUGGAUCAAAGAGGGAGCAGUUUAUUUAAAGAACCGAGUAAAGAUAUCGACAUUGAAUCGGAAAUAAGUCAACAAACCGAGUUACCGCAUACAUUGUGUUUAACGGACCGUACACCGUUACUCUUAGGAAAGGCUGACAUAAAGAGUCCGGAUCCAAUACCUGAGAAAAUUCCUGAUAAUAUAAUGGAAGGGGAUGAUGAGGAUAAACCAGAGGAUAGUAUUCAAAAUGACUUAUUGUUGUCAUACAAUAAAAGUUUGACCGAUCCACCCCCUCCAAACCCUCCUCCAGAUAAGUCGGAAGAAAACGUCGUAAAAACCAUAAAGGCAAUUGCUAAUCAAACCAAAGAAAUGGUUAUAGAUUCCAAUAUGCAAAUAACUUCUGACAUGGCACAGGAGUCUGUUCAAAUAUCUAUCCCAUCGCCGACACCUUCUCAAGAACGGUAUCUAAAUGAUAUCACCAUGCAAGAGCAUCCUGAAACGGUAGAAGGUAACCAAAAACAUGUUGAAUCUUUCGAGGAUAUGUUGUGUAUACUGGAGAAUAUAACAGAUGACAAUAAGGGUUUUGACAUGAAACAGCCCAAUCCAAAACCGGCAUCUGCAAACGUUCAAAAUCCUCCUUUAAGUGCUCCUCCAAAACCCGAGCCUAAGGAACCUCAAGAGCAAGGCAGUUUUUCGAAGCGCGAAAUGGACAGAUUGGUUCCACAAUCAGCGACUGUACCACAAUUAUCGCCGUUAUCUCAACCUGCGGAGCUGACUUCGAAUAUGGCGAAUGUUUCACAACAACUUCGCACAUUUAUGUCUUCUUUAAAUACUAAUGCAUCGAAAGUAGAAUCACAAAGUGCUACGAGAAAGAAUAGCGAUGCGACUACACCAACUCAAGUUAAUUUUGAAAAUCUCUUGCCAUCAUCCAAAGUUGAAGUAGCACCACCGAGACCUUCACCCAUUCAGAGAAUUGAAAAGCCUAUGACGACAAUGCCGAGCCCUGAUCACAUGCCUAUGAGUGCUGCACAAAUGGUCGGUUCGCGCGUCAAUACUCUAUCAUCUAUGGGACAGAUGAGAAAAUCGCCCACGGUAUCUCCAAUAAAUUCACCCGUUAGCAUGCAAAACACGUUAAUGAAGUCACCCGCUCAAUCACCGUUGAUUUCCAAUAAUCAACCUUUUACGUCGAUGGACGAUUCAAUUUCUACGUCGGUUGCGUCACAAAUUAUUCAAAUGCCAGCCUUGUCAAAAAUACAUGGCAAUUCUUCUGUUCCACCUCCAAUUAUUCAUACCAGCAAUACUAUAACUACUAGUAUAAGCGGUUUCCCGAAAAAUCAACCGUUACCAACUAGUAUAUUAGGUCACACUUUACUUCAACCUACAAGGCAAAUAAAUACAAGCAACCUACCGUUCAAUCAACAGAGCAUCAGUACAAGUCAGCCACCGGCCCUAGUCAUGACAUCUAGGACACCUUUGAUGGGAAAUAAAGAACCAGCACCAAACGUUACGGUGCGAACUCACAGUAUAGUAAGUCCUGGAAUUAGUCAAAUGCAAGCUAAGUCAACCCCUGGCCCCAUUAAUUUUAUCACCUCUUCGAAGUUACUACAUACGCAGUUAACUUCGCCUUUAAAGAGGUCCAAGUCAACAGAUGAGCCCAAAAGUGAAGUUAUUGUGGGUCACAUACAGCCUACUAAAAGACAUAGCGUCGAAGCUGUUGUGGUAAAGUCUGAACCAAUGGAAACUGAAGAAUCCAAUGCGGCUGCGGCUGCGGCUGCGGCUGCCGCGGAUUCUGCCAACAAAAAUGCGCAACAAAAUAAUAAUGCAAAUCAAAGAAAUGAUGAAUCGCAGAACGUGUUAUUAAAGCAACUUUUGCAGACAACAACUACUGCUACUACUGUCGUUCCACAACGGACGGUCACCAUUCAACGAACCGCGCCGGCGCUCGGUACAAUUCCGUCAUUGGAAGCCCAACUGGCCCGGCCGUCUAUACCACCUCCGACUAUAGGUUUAACCCAAGAAGUUGAAAUACCUAAAAAUUCCCCCCGCCAUAUAACGACCGUAAACUCCCCUUUUGCCACUCGGACCGUACAGUCGUCAAUUCCUAUGUCCACUGUAUCACCAUUAUUACAACAAACGCCAACACAAUCCUUAAUGGAUGUGAGAAAGCCUCCAAUGAAAAUGUUAACUAAAGAGGAAACCACGCCCAUUCCAGAAAGUUCGCCUACUAUGAAGGCCGUACAAAAUAUAUACCAAACUGCCAGUAUAGAAAACCAGCAGAUUCAACAAGCUAUUAAGAAAGAAAUUGCGCCUCCACAGCAGAGUCCUGUCCAUCGUCCUUUUACACCGAUGGAUGUCAAGAAAGAGUUAUUAGACGAGAGCUCACAGCAAUCAGCAACUUCCGGUGUUUCAACGGCAUCAGAUCAAGGUAAACUUGAUCAACCAUUAAAAGAAGAGUUUCCAGAGAGUGGAAGUAUGGAUCCGUCUUCUGAAGCUAACGCUCCUGAAACGCCAUCAGAAGCGAAAAAACGCAAACGGCGAGAAUACCAACAAAAGAAAAGAAAACAAAUGCAGUUGAAUAUGAAGGCUGCUGCCGAAAACAGUUUGAAUGCUUCGAGUGCUAAGAAAAGACCACGUAAAGGAUCGAGGUACGAAGAAGACUACGACACGUUUAUUGAUAAUUUGAUGGCACAAUUACGUUUGUUGCCUGCCAUGCAGAUCCAAGAGCCCGCGUUAACUACCAAUUUUGCAGUUUGUCCGCUUUUUGGCUCUGGAGAUUUAACGAAACUUAAAAAUAAGGAUUAUGAUAUUCUAAAAGGCGACUUGGUGGGAGAUUUUGGUAAUGCAAGAAUACCGAAUGUUGCGGAUUAUUAUAACACAAAACCGUUUGGAGAAGAGGAACCGCUACCGGAGAAACCACCUACAUCAACACAAAGAGGGUUUUACGAUCAAGAAUUCCAGCCGAUCAUGUUUGAUGACGAUCCAGAAGAUAAGAAACUUGAUUUCAUUUGUAAAGAGAGAGACACUGAUACACCUGACAGUAUUGUCAGUUGUUCCAGCCCUGAAUGCUUAGAAAUUGACCCACCUAAUAGAUUCCCGGGACUUAAACUUAUUGAUGAUGAUGAAGAGGACGAGGAUAGUGACUCAGCAUCUGGUAGAGUGUCACCUAUUAUACCCAUCAUCGCACCAGUUCCUAUAAGAGUGAAACCAGUAUCACUAUACCAAGUCAAAGAAGAAGAAGAUAACCAAAAGGCAAUCAAAUGUCUCGAUACGGAUUCACCUCAUAAAACUAAGAUGGUGGAUUCGCCGGGUAGCACGGAAAGUAACGAGAAUGUCACUGUUACUCUGACAUUAACUUCUGGUGCAGCCGAGGAUAUUCUGGGCGUGCUUAAAGAACUUGCUGGAAUUUUACACAUCCCACCUCCGACAUCUUAUCAGAUAAUUGAGAGGACAGCCACGCCACCUUCUCACAAGCUUGGGCUAUACCGGUCUAAAGGCAAAGACGGUAAGGAGGGUACGCCGAUCGAUAUCCAAAGCAUUCUGAACGGUGCGGCAAAGUUCUGUCGUCACUGUGAUGUCGUGAUAUUAGAUUCUGUUGUGAGAGCAAAAGCAUCCGAGUUCCCGUUGUUGUCGGCCAACAAAGGCAACGCUGGUGAAAUACUAUGCGAUAGCGAUUCGGAACUAUACUUUUGUAGCACUCAGUGCUACGAAAGGUUUGCAUGGCGGCCAACGAACAUCAUACUGGACGGAAAAACAAAAACUACUGUCAAAGAAGACAAAUCUGAUGUUGAGACUAGUUUGUCGAAGGACCGCGAUGACUUCGACACUGCUUCAACAGAAAGCAUGGAAACAGACGACUUGGACAUCAAGCCAGACAUAAAAGACGAGAAAAUGGACUUGUCGUUUAUGGAUUCGCUCGAUAACGAUGAACUGAUGAAGGAAGUGGGUGACGAUGUAAGCGCCUUAGACGAAGACUUGAAGAGUGUUGAACAAGAUGAAAAGAGCAAUCAAAGCACCGAAAAGGAAAAAUUCCGUGGUAUCAGGUAUAAAGCUUGGUCGCCUGGUUGUAUCGGUCCACCGGUGAAGUACAAGCGUCCCACAGACAGGGAGCUGACGGAGUUGGUAUUCCGAACAGGAGUCUCAAUCAUGCCCGUCACCAACGAAGAUACGAGAAAAUGUGAACUUUGCGGUAUGCAAGGAGAUGGAGUUGCAGACGGUGUUUCUAGAUUAUUGAACUGUGACGUGGACCGCUGGGUGCACCUGAACUGCGCGCUGUGGUCGGAGGGCGUGUACGAGACUGUGAGCGGCGCCUUGAUGAACGUGGAGACGGCGCUGGCGACCGGCUCCAACGCCACGUGCGCCGUGUGCCGCCGCCUCGGCGCCACCGUGCGCUGCUUCAAGGUGCGCUGCGGCAGCGUCUAUCAUCUCGGCUGUGCCGUCAAGGACAACUGCGUCUUUUAUAAGAACAAGUCGGCGUUCUGCGCGUCUCACGCUCCUAAGAACGAGAAAGACAACGAGCUGACAACACUGAGCGUGCAGCGUCGCGUGUUUGUGUCGCGCGAUGAGCAGAGACAGGUGGCGUCGGUGAUGCUACACUCGGACACCAACCACCUGAUACGCGUGGGCGGGCUCAUAUUCCUGAGUCCAGGACACCUGCUGCAGCACCAGCUAGCCGCUUUCCAUACGCCCAAUUACAUAUACCCCAUUGGAUACAAAAUCGUGCGUUUCUACUGGUCGGCGGCGCGAGCGAAUGCCCGCAGCCGCUACUUGUGCUGGAUCUCGGAGGAGGAGGGCCGGCCGCGCUUCCACGUGCGCGCGCAGGACGAGCCGCUCGAGACCAGCGCGCCCACGCCGCGCGCCGCCUGGGCACAUAUAUUAGACGCAGUUGCAGCUUUACGUGAAGGUCGCGGUGAAGACGGAGUACUGAAAUUAUGGCCCAACUACGUUACCGGCGAAGACCUGUUCGGAUUGACGGAGCCUGCGGUAGUUCGCGUGCUCGAAAGCCUGCCAGGUAUUGAGACGCUGACGGACUACCGGUUCAAGUUCGGUCGGUCGGCGCUGCUGGAGGGCGGGCUGGCGGUGAACCCGUCGGGCUGCGCGCGAGGCGAGGCACGUCUGCGCGGCGCAUGGCGGCGGGCGACGCGCUCGCUCGUGACGUCACCCGCUGCGCCUGCGCCGCAGCCCAGCGCGCCCGGCGACCCGCCCUGUCCCUACAUCAAACAGUUCGUGCACACCAAGAGCAGCCAGUACAAGAAGAUGAAAAGCGAGUGGCGCAAUAACGUCUACCUCGCCAGAUCUAAAAUACAAGGAUUAGGGUUGUAUGCCGCGCGAGACCUAGAGAAACACACCAUGGUGAUAGAGUAUAUUGGAGAAAUUAUUCGAUCCGAGCUUUCAGAGAUCCGCGAAAAGAAAUACGAAGCGAAGAACCGCGGCAUCUACAUGUUCCGCCUGGACGAGAGGCGCGUGGUGGACGCGACGCUGUGCGGCGGACUCGCGCGCUACAUCAACCACUCGUGCCAGCCCAACUGCGUGGCCGAGACCGUGGAGGUGGACCGCCACCUGCGCAUCAUCAUUUUCGCCAAGCGACGCAUCGCGCGCGGCGAGGAGCUCGCGUACGAUUACAAGUUUGACAUAGAAGACGACGCGCACAAGAUCAUGUGUAUGUGCGGCGCACCUAACUGCAGGAAGUGGAUGAACUAACUAGCUAAUACCAAUUACCUGGAACAUAAUCACGAAUUUUACGACUUCUAUAAUGCUAGGAAACAUAGCGAUAUAAACAUUAAAGGCAACAAAUGUGUGGACUACUGCAUGUGUAGGGCUACCACCACUUAAAUACGAAAGCUAGGUAAAAAAGGGACAUAGCGAACAUUUGGGUGACAUUUAUUUUUUCAUACAUAAUAAAUAAUAAAAUCCGAAAAAUUAGGCCUCGUGUUUCUGGAGUUGGCAGCCCUAUUCAUGUGAAAUAUUUUUACCUACGAUAGAUUUUUUUCUUUUUGUUAUAAUAUAAUUUUGUCAGCGAAUCGUCAUUUUGAUGGGGUUCGGUUUUAGCUUAAAAAGGCUAUGAAAAAAAACUAGUUUUAUGUACCAAAGUGAAUGAAAUUUUAUUGACGACGGAUGCCAAGGGUGUGCGAUGAAUUUCACUUUAUAGGCUUAUGUGUGAUUUAACUAUCAAUAAGACAAUAUCCGACAGAGUUUUAUCGAUAAUCUUGAAUUUUAUAAUUCUGUGUGAGAACGGAACACAAUUUUUGUAAAUAAUAUUAUGAUUGCUAAGGACACCGUUGUUGUUGAAUUUAAAUGUUUUAGAUGUGACAGUUUUACUAUACUAGUGAGUACAUAUAGUUUAUAAACUUAUUCGUUUUUAAUUAUUAUUUUUUUAUGUAUCGAUGUUCCGUGUUGCUCUUCAUAUUGACAUAUUUAUAAUUUUCAUUUUCCAAAUUGUAUCAAUAUUAGCGUAUACGCAAUGUAUACUAUGAAAAUCUCAGCAGUGACGAAAUGUUAGGUUAAGUUACCAAAUAGUCUGCAUUUAGUAAUCGUAGCACAAUCGUUAGUUAGCGACGUAAACGUUACCCACCCUACGCUGUUAACAAUAUUUAGUCAGUAAACGUACGCCAAAAUAUUUACAGAAAACUUUGGACAACUUUAAAAUUGUAACCAACUGUUUUUAAAUAGAAAGUGAAUUGAAUGCGGUAUAUAUGUAUGUAUAAAGUCAAAUAUUGUUUGUAGCGUAGGGCCAUUGACGCCACGAUGUGCCUGACCCUGUUUCGUGUGUAGUUAACGUGGUAGGUUAGUUUUGAGGACCACCACACGACGCGUUUAGGGUUCACGUUUUUGCGUUCGUUUUGCGUGACGUGUCGUGUUGUGUCGACUGUUAGUUUUCGCUGUUUUUAUGUAUAUUUCGCCGUGCACGCAUCUCUAAUGUAUUCGGCCACCAGACACCGCGAUUUUUUAUAAAAUUCGAUUUCAAUUUAUAUUCAGGAUCAGUGCUAUUUUUUUGUAUUUAAGUGUUAAGUCAUAUUUGCUUGUACAUAUAUUAUAAUAAUCACCAGUUUAGUUACAAUAAUUUCAAUUUUCAAAUUAAUCAGUUUUCCUAUUGGUAUUGAUUUAUUCAAUUAAAUAUAUUUCAUUAUGUUGCUAUCGGCUUAUAUUCCAAUACCCAGAAUAAUUCUUUCCUAUUAGUAGAAUUGCCGAAAAGACUAAGUAACAAUAGACAUAAUAGAAAAAGGUUUUUUUUUUUUCAGAAUAGGAUGGAGGAUGUCAUUUCGUCAAUUUUAGUGUCUUACUUUAAGACCCUCUCCUGAGCAAACGGUCAUGAGCAAUCAUUCCAUACAUUUACAGUCUACGAAUUACAAGCGGGAAUAUGCAGAUUUACGAAUACUUACAUAAAAAAAAUGAUCCUUUUUUUAAAAAAAAUACUAACAUUCAUAUUAAAUUGUCUAUAUAAUUGUGGUUGCAAAUAUCAAUAAUUUUAGUUGCAUUUUCAUAAUGAAACAAUAUCCAUAUCAUAAAAUAAAAUUAAACAACUAAAGAAAAAUUACACAUUGGAAAAAUAUGUUUAAUAUUUUUUUUUCUAUAAUUUAGUAUUUAAAUUUCGAAUAUAUUUAUUUUUAUAACUUUUAAAAAUACGGUUAGCGGGCCGUUUUGCUGAGAGGAGCCUUAAUAAUUGUUAUGUAACUACAUUCAUAAGCUAUUUCUUUAAAGACAACAGUGUUUAAUUUUGUGAAUAAAAAUAUAGUGCGCGUGACGUAGUUAGAAUAAUUUAUGUAAAUCAUAGUAUAGUCGAAAAUGUGAUAUUACCUCACAUAUAAACGCGCGAACUUGAUAUGGUGUGAUCAGUGAUCCUAGUGUGUAAUAUAUAAUAUCUAUCGUGUAUAUUCGCGCGUAUGUAGCUAUAUAUUCGACCGCUGAAGGAAUUUAAAAGAAUGUAAUCAGUAGGAGCGUGUAAGAUCUGUUUAUAGACAAUUUAUUGAGAUGUAGUUAGGUGUGAUCAGCACCAAACAUCUUGGUUCCACGCUGGAUACCAUUACACCAAUGUUAUGAAUUCAUGCAAUUUAUUUUUAAGCGGUGAAUGUGCAAUAAUCAUUUACUUUGAAUACAGAUUGUAAAUAACAUUUGACAGUAAAUUUAAAUCUUUAUAAUCAGUAUAGUUUUAUGAUGUUUUAAUGCAUUGUUUUGAAAUGAAACUUAUACUCUCAUUGCUUUAUCCAUCAAUCUAUUUAUUUAAAGCAUUCCCACGUAUUUUGCAUUAAAAUGUUGACGAAAA